Molecule: messenger RNA, 3084 nt
Organism: Emys orbicularis (European pond turtle)
Lineage: Eukaryota; Metazoa; Chordata; Testudines; Emydidae
Gene: LLGL2
Product: LLGL scribble cell polarity complex component 2
Exons: 24
Coding region: 1-3084 (1027 amino acids)
Biological process (GO): establishment of spindle orientation; regulation of protein secretion; regulation of Notch signaling pathway
Cellular component (GO): cytoplasm; plasma membrane; cortical actin cytoskeleton
Molecular function (GO): GTPase activator activity; myosin II binding
Source: RefSeq, a predicted model, not a curated record
AUGAGAAGGUUUUUGAGACACGGACAUGAUCCCGUAAGAGAGAGGCUCAAGCGUGACCUUUUCCAGUUUAACAAGACUGUAGAACAUGGAUUUCCCCACCAGCCCAGUGCAUUGGGAUAUAGCCCCUCUCUCCAUCUUAUGGCUAUUGGGACCAGAUCAGGAGCCAUCAAACUAUAUGGAGCUCCUGGGGUGGAGUUUAUGGGUUUACAUGAAGAGAACAAUACCGUCAUGCAGAUACACUUUAUUCCGGGCCAGUGCCAGCUGGUGACACUGCUGGAUGAUAACAGCUUGCAUCUCUGGAGCCUGAAGCAGCGUAGUGGGGCAUCUGAGCUGCAGGAGGAACAACGCUUCACACUACGAGGGCCUCCUGGAUCUCCUCCAAGUGCCACCCAGAUAACCGUUGUCCUUCCACAUUCAUCGCGGGAAGUUCUGUACCUUGGCACUGAGAGUGGCAAUGUCUUUGUGGUAGAGCUCCCAUCCUUCAGACUGUUAGAGGAUAGGACCAUCACCUCUGAGGCAGUGCUGCAGCGGGUGCCAGAAGACUAUCGUAACAGGCGGUCGUUUGAAUUGGUGGAAGCUUUACGGGAGCAUCCCAGGAACCCUGGCCAGAUUCUGAUUGGAUACAGCAGGGGCCUCAUUGUCCUCUGGGACCUGCAUAACAAAAGAGUGUCACACCACUUCCUGGGCAGUCAGCAACUGGAGAACCUCUUUUGGCAGAAGGAUGGCCACCAAAUCAUUAGCUGCCAUUAUGAUGGAAGUUAUGCCCAGUGGCCAGUAUCCAAUGAUAACAGGCAGCCUGAGCCCCUGGAAAGCAAAGUGCCUUAUGGUCCUUUCCCUUGCAAGGCCAUUUCCAAGAUUUAUUGGCAGACGACAAAGAAUGGGCUACCUUACAUUAUAUUCCAAGGAGGGAUGCCCCGGGCUAGCUAUGGUGACCGGCACAGUAUCUCAGUCGUCCAUGGCAGCCAGCAGAUUGCCUUUGACUUUACAUCUCGGGUGAUAGACUUCUUUGUCAUCUGCAAUGCAGAUCGUGCUGCAGAGUUUGAUGACCCCUCUGCUAUGGUGGUGCUAGCCGAAGAAGAGCUGGUGGUAAUAGACCUGAAGAGUGCAGGCUGGCCAGCAGUCCAUCCUCCGUACCUGGCAUCUCUCCACUGCUCAGCCAUCACCUGUUCACACCACGUCUCCAAUAUCCCACUGAAACUGUGGGAGAGGGUGAUCAGCGCUGGGAGCAAGCAGAACUCUCAUUACUCAGAUAUGCCAUGGCCGAUUGAUGGUGGCACCAACCUGGCUCCAGAUCCUCCCCAGAGGGACCUGCUUCUUACAGGGCAUGAAGAUGGCACCGUGCGGUUUUGGGAUGCUUCAGGUGUUUGCUUGCGCCUCCUUUAUAAGCUGAGCACUGUGAGGGUCUUCCUCACAGACGCAGAUCCCAAUGAGAACAUGAAUCCGCUGGGUGAGGAUGAAUGGCCUCCGCUGCGGAAGGUUGGUUCCUUUGACCCUUACAGUGAUGACCCCAGGCUCGGGAUCCAGAAGAUUUACCUGUGUAAAUACAGCGGCUACCUGACCGUAGCUGGUACGGCAGGGCAGAUACUGGUGAUGGAACUGAAUGAUGAAGAGUCAGAGCAUGUUGUGGACCAUGCUGAAGCAGACUUACUACAGGACCAAGAAGGCUAUAAGUGGAAAGGUCACGAGAGGCUAAAGGCCCGAGAUGAGCCUGUCCGAUUUGAACCUGGCUUCCAACCAUUUGUCCUGGUUCAGUGUCAACCACCUGCUGUGGUCACAUCACUGGCCCUUCACUCUGAAUGGAAGCUCGUGGCCUUUGGUACCAGCCAUGGCUUUGGGCUCUUUGAUCACCAGCAGAAACGACUGGUCUUUGUCAAAUGUACGUUGCAUCCCAGUGACCAACUGGCCUUGGAAGGCCCUUUGUCUCGGGUGAAGUCCUUGAAGAAAUCCCUCCGGCAGUCGUUCAGGCGGAUCCGGAGAAGCAGGGUGUCUAGCAGGAAGCGGCGAGCUGGUGGUGGGAUCACUGCGGAGGUGCAAGAGGCGAAUUCCAAGUUUGACCAUGAUGCAUUACAGGAGAUGGAACUGGCUCCAAUCCAGAGGAAGAUCGAAGCGCGGUCCGCAGAAGAUUCCUUCACUGGCUUUGUGCGCACCUUGUACUUCGCAGACACCUUUUUGAGAGACAGUUCUCGCCACUGCCCCUCCUUGUGGGCAGGCACCAAUGGAGGCACAGUCUAUGCAUUCUGUUUGCGUGUUCCGCCAGCGGAGAGAAGGAUGGAUGAGCCUGUCAGAGCAGAGCAGGCCAAGGAAAUUCAGCUGAUGCACAGGGCUCCUGUUGUGGGGAUACUUGUCUUGGAUGGGCACGGCACUCCCCUCCCAGAGCCGCUAGAAGUAGCACAUGACCUUUCUAAAAGUCCUGAUAUGCAAGGCAGCCAUCAACUUCUUGUGGUGUCUGAAGAGCAGUUUAAGGUAUUCACGCUGCCCAAGGUUAGCUCCAAACUGAAGCUCAAGCUGACAGCUCUGGAAGGCUGUAGGGUACGAAAGGUGACAGUCGCUAACUUUGGCAGCUGCAAGACUGAUGAUUAUAGUGAAAAUGACCUGGCCAUCCUCACUAACCUGGGAGACAUUCAGAUCAUCUCUCUGCCCUUCCUCAAGUUGCAGAUCCGCUACCCCUGUAUCCGUAAGGAAGACGUGAGUGGCAUUGCUUCCUGUGUCUUCACCAAAUAUGGCCAAGGUUUUUAUCUGAUUUCACCAUCAGAGUUUGAGAGGUUCUCCCUGUCCACCAAAUGGUUGGUUGAGCCCCGGUGUGUUGUGGAUACACCAGAAAUUACAGGCAACAACUACUUGCACAACAGAUCUGGCAUGGAGAAGGCUACAAGGAAAUCCAGGGAAUCUGGCAGGAGUUCUGGUGACCCCGGAGAAGAUGAUGAGAGGAAAUCUGGGAGGUUGAUGGAACAUGCCUUACUCAAUGAUGAAAAAGUUCUGAAGGAGAUCCAAAGUACCCUGGAGGGGGAGAGAAGGAGCUAUGGAGAGAGAAAUUCAAGAAGAAUUCACGUAGGACAUGGACUAAGUAAUGGAGGAGGUAAGUGA